Exophiala xenobiotica is the source of this 1624-nucleotide messenger RNA. RefSeq lists its product as uncharacterized. The transcript is spliced from 2 exons. Bases 255 to 743 code for a protein of 162 amino acids. NCBI's taxonomy places the organism in Eukaryota, Fungi, Ascomycota, Eurotiomycetes, Chaetothyriales, Herpotrichiellaceae. The record is from RefSeq and is a predicted model, not a curated record.
GGAAAACAGGACUUCCCGUUCGCUCAGUCAAUACUUAAGCCACAUGCCGACGAGUCAGUAGCAAAGUUGGUGACAAUUUGCGAAUCCUCGUUGUUGAUUGUUGCUUUUUGCUUUUUGCCAUCUCGAAUGAAUCUUUUACCAUAUGGAACGAAUCCUUUUUGCCAUUCCAGUGUCCAGUCGAUUUUGCCAGGAUUGCUUGAGAGCCAGUCCUCAUGGAGUAAAUACUGGGAAUUCGGAGCAGGGCCGCUUUGACUAUGAUGGUUAUCAUACGGGUAUUGACCGCCGAGCCUGACUCCCGUAAGUACUCGAUCGUUGGCUCGCUGAAGACAACAAGUUCAUUGUUGAACAAGAAUGACACCUUUCUUUUGGGAAGACGGCAUUGCAUAGUAACCCAAACACUGGGUCCUAGUGGUAGGCCAGGAAGUCAUUCCCUGUUCUUCAGGUCCCUCUCCAUUCACUUGAGCCUCCAGGGCUUUAAGCCCCAGAGAGAAUGGACUUAUACGGCAGGAGUGUUUGACUUAGACCUCAAUUCACCUCUAGUGGGAACUUCGGCGAGAAUUCGACAAGCAGCCAUGAGUGGGGGAACCCAGAUCGAGCAUGCGCUCGCACUUCUUGACCUUGAGGAGCGCCAACUACUCAUCGAGCGAAAGAAAAUAGAACUGGACCGAAAGAGACUAGCGACGUCUCCAGGCCAUCACUACUCAGAACCCUGUCGAUCUCACCGUAGACAUCAUCAGUUGUGAAGUCAAGCAAAGACAUGGUCAGGUUGCGGACGAGGGAAAAAGUGCUGUAGCCGCCGCCGUCAAGCAAAACGAGAAGAAAGAAGCUACAUCCGCCGUCGCCGAGUCCGUAGUCGCAUCCGCGCCGAUUUAUGACUCCGCUCAGAAGCAGACCAGUAAGCACCAUCGAGUUACACCGUUGUUGACAGCUGUGAUUAGUAACAACCCAGCAGACUCGACCCUGACGCAAGCUUCUUGGGACACUGCUAGCUCUGGAACCGUUGGACCGCACGAUACCACGGCCCCCGCCGUACGACAGGCGGUUGCUGAAACGUUCAGCCAAACCCGUGAUAUUCUGGAUACUUCACCUCCGCCCGCAAGAACGAUCACUAGUCUUCCAGUCUCAGUUCGACCAACCUUGGGAAAGCGCCCGAGAACAAUUGACAGUUCAAGUUCGGAAGAGGACGAAGAAUAUACGCAUACCUACGCCCGUCGAACUCAAGCUGCGCCUGACAAGCGAGCACGGACGAACCAACCACGUCAUGUGUACAACUCAGCAACGAAAAGCUUCACGCUUGUCUAGCAGCACUUCGGCAGACAUCCUCACUUCGGAAGCGUCGGUCAACUGAGAAUGGUGGUACGAAAGCACGACUUGGGAUAUUCAACCAAGCUGGCAUGACCUUCGGAGAUCCGAACGCAAAGAAAGAUCGCGCAGAUUGGACUACUAAUUGAGUGGUGAGCAGCUAGAAUGCAGCAAGGCAUGCCUGCAUAAUCAACAGAAGGAAUCCGCAUGCUUUUUGCCUAUCAAGUAUAUACUCUCAUCGCUUCAUGGGGUAUCAUGUUGAAUCCACAGAAACCAUAUUUUGUCCAAAUCCAGCUUUUGUUGAAAAGCCACUGGUGACAAU